GCCCGACUGGAAAUCUCAGUCUUUGUGCAAUGAAUCAGAGUGCUUGGCAUUGGGCCAAUCAGGAAACUUGGUUGGUGCAGGCAUUCAAUUGUUCGCAUCUCUCGUUGGUGGAGGACACUGAAACAUGCCUAGAAUCCAGUUGCUCUGACGGAGAGAUUUUCCUUGCGUCGGAUGAGGAAUGUGGCCGCGCUAGUGAUGACAGCAGCCCGCACGAGGAGGGUGUUUUCUAUUCAUCGGACGAUGAACAGCCUCCGGCUCCAAAGCGGGCGCGCUACAAUCCUCGAAGAACUGACGUUGCAACUGUUCUUGGCAAGCGCGUUUGCCGACGGGCUUUGUCAAUGCUCAUGGGCAUUGGAGGGUCGACUCUCCAAAGGCUUCGGGAUGGAGCUGAUGUUUUCACCAACCAGGUGAGAAAGCCUUUGCCAAAGCACCCAACUCUGGGAUUCACGUUGAGGGGUGAGACUGAGAAGGUCUGGGAGCACAUCUUGAUGUUUUUCUACCACAUCUACCACAGCGUGGCAGAAGUGAUGCCAACUCAUUGGCACAUGGUCAAGGAAGAGGGCGCCAAGCAGAUCGAAACCCCUUUUCCAGAAGAUGACCCGGAAUCUGUGAAUAGAGAAGAGUACAUGCAACGCUUGGUGAACGCUAUUGGAAGAACUUUGAACACUUUCAGCAUGGAUGUUGAGAGUCAAAUGAUCGGUCCGGGGACAUUCAGUGGACCCCGGAGGGAGCGCUUACGUGAAGCGCGCUCAAUGCAGGCGAAAAUGCAAGAGGAACGGGAGCUCAUGAGGCCCUGCCUUCAUGUGGCGGGGGCGUGGGCCCACGGGUGGGCUUUGAACUUGUUCAUUGCUGAUGAAGACCUCAAAAAGGAUUCCCAGUGUACGAUGGAACAAGUUGCACGAACCCUCGAUGAUAUUCUGUUGCAAAAGAAGGCGCUGCCGACAGGCAUGAACCUUCAAUGCGACAAUACGUAUCGUGAGGCCAAGAACCAGUUUGCAGUAGGAAGGGUUGGGCAGCUGCGCUUCGUUUUGCGGCAAGAUGUGGAUGCUGCAUCGCUCGGCGCUUGUGAAGUUGAAGAGUUCAGAGGCCGCCAUCGCGAACCGCAUGGCAGCGACGUGCUUCUGUUGGCGAAAAGGUACAUGGCUGACGCUGAGCCAUUCCGUGUCAUUUGCAUUGUGCCCGCUGAGAAAUGUGCCCAGCUGAGGGUGAGUUUUGCUCAACCUUCGGGAGUUGCAGAGCGGAGAGCUAUAGCGGAGAAACUGAAGAAGAAUCUUUUGUCGAAGGCUCCCGCUUGUCGGAGCCAAGGGUCCAUCACUCGGGAUGCUGAGUCCUAUUUGCUUGGCUGGGUGUCAGGCACUUGGCCGAGGAUUCCAAGACCGAGCAGGUACAGAUUUUUGGAAUUGAGGCGCUUUGAGACUGGCAUCGAAGGUGUGCCGGCUGUUCCAUGGGAGCCUCCUGCACGUUUCCGAGUGUACACAAUCCUACAUGAGAAUGAUGCGGAGGAUGGCGAUGAUGUCAUUGAGGACGAUGACAAUGAUGGCCCUGUGCAGCUCGUGAUUGCGUGA
Durusdinium trenchii is the source of this 1565-nucleotide messenger RNA. The record is from the annotation of a GenBank genome assembly. NCBI's taxonomy places the organism in Eukaryota, Dinophyceae, Suessiales, Symbiodiniaceae.